CGCUGCCACGGCAGAUGCGCGAAGGUCAAAAGUAUUUUAAAAAUAAGGCCGUAGGCACUGUGUGGCAGUGUAAUAUUAUUAUUGUAUUGGUAAUAUGGCAGCAGUGGACGUUUAAGGGUCGUGUGGCGUUGUUGUAAUGGCAAAAAGUUUGCAAAAGGGUCGGGAUUGGAGAUAGACAAGAUGGACCAGCAGUAUUGCCUACGGUGGAACAAUCAUCCAGCGAAUUUAACGGACGUGUUGAGCUCACUGUUGGCGAGAGAAGCACUUUGUGAUGUUACAUUAGCGUGUGUUGGUGAAACCUUCAAGGCACAUCAGACAAUACUUUCGGCAUGUAGCCCCUAUUUUGAAAACAUAUUCCUCCAAAACAUUCAUCCGCAUCCGAUAAUAUUUCUCAAGGAUGUUAAUGACACUGAGAUGAAGGCGCUCCUGCAUUUUAUGUACAAGGGAGAAGUUAACGUCAGUCAGCAUCUGCUGCCUAUGUUCUUAAAAACGGCAGAGGCGUUACAGAUACGCGGACUCACUGAUAAUAGUGUAAAUAAUAAGAACAAUGACGACAAAAGCUCAUCUCCGGAGCCGGACCAGACGCAGACCAGCGCCAGGCAUGCCGACUCACCUAACCUACAACCACAUCCUGAAAAAAGAAAACGAAAAGUAUCUGGAACUAAUUACGAUGUCUCGAUGACCGGUGGACCUCCUAGUGAACGCUUUCUAUCCGAUUCUCAGGCAUCGUCUCAAUGUAGUUACAAAUCAAGUCCUACAGUGAUCCCAAAGUCAAACAAUACACUGGGCGGUGAUUUAGAAGAUGGAGGCCGAGCAAUAUCACCGUCAUCUCAGGCGCAAACGACUAUAAAGCAGGAGCUCGAUCACCACAUGCCUGAUUUUCACGACAACAUUUCUCUCCCCGGUCAUCCAGUCGGAAUGCUUGGCGAAGACGGAGGACCAACUGCGGGGGCACUUAGUGAUGGUGUCCCUGGUAUGGAAACUUCUGAGCACCAUAAUCCCCCAGAAAUGCUCGACGGACUUGAUGGUUCAAAAGCCUGGCACAUGCGGCUGACCUUUGACCGGGUGCCAGGCGGCUGCAACCUACACAGGUGCAAGCUGUGCGGCAAGGUCGUGACGCACAUCAGGAACCACUACCACGUCCACUUCCCCGGCAGGUUUGAGUGUCCUCUCUGUCGUGCCACGUACACACGUAGUGACAAUCUGCGAACUCACUUUAAAUUUAAACACCCCGAGUCAAGGAAAAUAGACCUUAAUGAUUUCGUCGCCAGCUCACUGGCUCUGUCCGCGUCAAACAAUGACACCAUGAACACCUUGUCAUAAGACGAGCUUGCGUGGGUGCGCGGUGCGUACGUACGCCCACGCAACGUGGAUGCCCAACAACAACAACAACAACCACCACCGCAGACGUGGCGCGUGCCGGCCCUCAUUCGUGAUACCGAAUUUUUAAAUAAUAUCCAUAAUAAUAGCAUUAAUAAUAAUAAUCUAAAUAAUUCUAUAAUUAAUAAUAAUAAUAUUAAUAAUAACAAUAAUAAUAGUAAUAUAAAUCCGAAUCUAUUCACGCCUGGAUGGCCGGCUUCAUUUUUACUGUUCAAUCAUUUCUUCUCUGAACACCAAAUCUUGUAGGUCUUACGCUUAUAAUGAUUUAUAUAAAUAUUAAUAUAUAAACAAGGUGAUAAUGUCACUAUUUAUUAUUAUUAAUUAAUAUUUAAAUUUGAAAAAAAAAAAAAAAAAAAAAAAAAAAAUAACGUGAUGUAUGAGGGUGCACAGUGACUUUUUACUAUAAAUUUUAAUUGUUAUAAUUAAUAUAUAAAUUAAUGAUUAUUCGAGUUUGAUGGAGAUCAACGCGAUUACAUCGAACAUGUUAAGAAGAGGAUACCCAGGCGUCUAAUAAAUUCAUUUUUUAAAAACUAUAUAUAAAUAAUAUAUAACACACAGUAAAAAAGGAUUCGUCGAAGUGUAAAACCACCAGCUUUAAUUCAUUGAUUUUUUAACAUGGAAAUGUUAUUUUUUUCAAAAGUAACACUUUUUAAAUGUCAAUUUUUAAUUAACACACAGUAUAUGUUAAAAACACUCAGAGUAAUUAUUGGAAAAUUUUUACUAUUAACAUAUAACGUAUGUUAAAAAGACAUCAGUAAGUGUUAACUUUUCGUUUUGAACAUAUAUAGGUAAAUUUUUACGAAUCCUUUUUUACUGUGAUAUAUAUUGUUAAUUUUAUCGGAUUUCGAUGGGUACAGCUUUAUUUGUCUGUGUUAGAACUAUUUAAUAAUCAAUUUUUUUUUUAAUUGACAUUAGCUACGUUGAUCGUUGGAUAAUGAGGGCCUCGUAAUCCCACGCGGAAUUUUAAAAAAAAAUUUUUGAAAAUCGUUCAACAAUGAUUUUAAAUUGUUGAACAUUUUUGAGAAUAAUAAUAAUUAUUUAAUUAGAUAAAAUAUAAAUUAAUAAUUGACACACUAAUUUGAUAAAAAAAAUGGGAGCAAAAUGUGGUGCCAAUUUUCCGUAGUUGCUGCUGAGCGGCGUCGGCGACUGGCAGCCAUUUUCUUUAUUUUUUUUUUCUUCUUCAUUAUUAACUUUUUUUAAUUAAUUAUGAAAAAAUUUAUUGAUUAAUGUUAUUAUUAUAAUUAUUAUUAUUAUUAUUGAUUAUAAAGAUGAUAAACGCGGGGUAAAUCUUUAUUGUUGUUGAAAGUUUUAAAGUUUGACAUCAUAUUAGAUUGUAAUUUAUAUAACCCGGGGGUUGUAGUUGCUGUUUAAUUGUCUGUUUUAUUAUUAAUAUUAAUUUUAAUUUAAAUUGAAUUUAAUUUUAUAUAUAUAUUUAAAACUGACAUACCGUACGAAAAUUAACGUUUAUUUAACAACGAAUAUUAUUUUUUAAAAUUAUAUAUCUUUAUUUACAUCUAUAAUAUGAAUGUUUUAAAUAUUUAAAAUAUAUGUUGUUGACAUCUAGAAGUCUAUAAAUAUAAAAUCAACUGUGAGUAAUGCAGCAAAUUUGUGGAAAGUUAUUACAUUCCACGAUUAGAUUGGGACUUAAGCAUAGACGGAAGAAUAUAAGAUUUUUAUUGUACGAAAAAGAAAAAAGAAAAAACAAAAAAAAAAUUAUGAUUUAUAGUAUCAUAUUUUAUAUUUUAUAUAUUAAUAAUCUAACUGUCAUAUAAUGAUUGGUUAUAGAUAGUUUAUGAUACAAUAUAAAUUACGCAAUUUUUAUUUUAUCACAUUACCAAUUAUUUAUUUAAAUAAAUAAAACUCAUACUUUUAUUUCAAUAUUUUUCUUUGAUCUUUGUAACUGUAAUUUAUUAUUUUUGAAUUUACCGCCGACGUUUUUAAGUGUCGCCAUCUCUACGAUAGUCAACAAACCAACUUCUGUAUAAACAUAAGAGUAGUAAUAGUUGGCAACACUGAGUCGGCCAUUUUGAAUACCGGAAGCCAUUUUGAUUUCCUUCUUAUUUUCCCCUAAUUUCCUAAUAAAAUAAUAAAUUAAUUGUUUAAAGUUACGAAGAUUAAUUAAAAUAUUAAUAAUUUGAAAUAGAUGAGUUUAUUAAAAUAAAUAAUAGGUAUUGUUGGUGUAAUUAUUUAAAAUAAUUACAUUGCGCGUUAUAAUGGUUGAGGAUAGUCCAUUUUGUUUGCCAAUUAAAUUUUUAAAAUUUUUAUUAUAAUUAUUAACUUUUCGCGGCAAUAGCGACUACAGAUUUAUUUAAUUUUUAUUUAAUAAAAUAAUAUAUUUUAAUAUAUAUAUAUAUAUUAUUUAUAACAAACAUAACAAAGAUAAUUGAUGUUAGUUAUUUUAAUUUAAAUAAAUGAAAGGGAAUAGUAACAAAUGAUGCAAUAGUAGACACGGAGGUUAAUUUUUAAAUGAAAAAUCUAAUAGAGAAAUAAAGAGUCAAAGUAAUAAACUAUUCAAAGAGCCAAACCGCUUAAAUAAUUGUGAUCAUAUGAUAUUACCGUCUAUCUCUCUUUUAUUUUAUUAUUUUCUUUUUUUUUCUUAAUAUCGGGAUGGUUAAGUUAAUUAACAAGAUUUUAAAACAUAAUUAUCACACAUGGGGGCACUUUGCAUGGUUAUAGAUUUAAAUUUACAUACAAUACAAUUAUUAUUUAAUAUUAAUAAUAAUAUAUAUAUAUAUAUAUAAAAAAAAAGUUAUAUAUAUCCAGAAUAUUAAUAUAUUAUGCAGAUUAAUAGAUAUUAAAAAAAUAAUAUAUUGGAUAAUUUAUUAUAUUUUGUUUGUUUUACCGUUUUAUGAUUUUAUAUUAUACACAAUGUUAUUUAAUAUUCAUAUAUAUGAAUACUUGUGAGCAAAUAUGUGAGCCGUGUGCUUUGUGUUAUUUAUUUAAAAACGUCCGAGUUAUCAUUAUUUUAUAUUAUUAUUAUUUUAGUGUUUUUUUUAAUUAAUUAUAUUUAAAGACACUUGUCUAUCUUUUUCUGGUUAAUUUUUUAUUCAAAUAUUUAAAUAUUAUAUUUUUUUAUUUUAAUUAUCUGUACUUUUCAAACGAUACUUUUUUUUUAUACGAAGCGAUGAAAUUUUUUUUUUUAUACUCAGCUCUGUGACUCGGAAUCGGUGGUAAAAAAAUUUUAUAGGAUUUUUUCCAGCUACUGCUGAUUAGAAAAAAAAACAGCAUUUUUAUUUUUUUUCAAAAUUUUAUUAAUGAUUUUUUAAUUUUCUUUUAUCAAAUUUUUUAUAAAAAAGACCGCGGAUAAUUUUUUUGAAUGAGCCCGCGUCAAUUAUCAAAUUACGGCAAAAAAGUUUUGAAAUUUUCGCUAUUGGCGUUAACAAAAAUAGUCCGCUCUGAUUUUUUUUUAAAUUUUUUUACUAGUCUAAAAUAAAAUGACCAAAAUUUUAAUUAUUUAUAUAAUUUGUAAUAAAAAAAUUACUUGUAAAUGACCGCAAUUAAUAUUUUAAAUAACCGCGCGUAAAAUUUAAAUUUUUUCGAAAUUUUUCUCCACAGAAAUUAUGAAAAUUUAAAAGCAUAAGCUGUCAUAAAGAGUAAAAUAAUUAAAACCAUGAUGCAAAGUGGAAUUGCAAUACCCGUAGGUGGUUAUAUAUUAAUAUAUAUACCAGAUAUUAUAUCUCCUAUACAUAUGCAUACACAUUUGAAUAUAUGAGUGAAAUUAACUCAACCGCGAGUUAUUUCCGAGUAAAGAGACAGCUCGAGCUUAUUAUUCAUUAGCCAAAAAAAGAAAACAAUUUCAUUUCCACCGAAAACAAAGCGCUCUUAUAAUUUAUUUAUUUAAAAAAAAUCCAUGAAUUGAAACAAUAAAUAUAUAAAAUUAACCAGAAGAAGACUCGGUACGUGUAAACAAAGAAAUAUAUACGGCCUGCACCAAAAACCAAACAUUGAUUACCGCAAUAAAUACAGAACCGUCAGAUUAAUUAAUAAGCAGGCUGCCAGGCUGUUACAUUAAAUUUUUAUUAACUAAUUAUUAUUAUUACUACUUAUAAUAUCUUUACCUUACUUAUUAAUACUAAAAAUAAAAAUGAAUAAAAUCUAAAAAAAUAAUAUUAUUAAUAUUUUGAUUUAUUAUUUUUUAUAAAUAAUGCUAAUAAGACCACUAUUAACUUUGCACUUCAACCGCAACAACAUUAUUUAUAUAUAUUUACAACCGCGUGGUGUGGAGUGGAACAUUGUGAUAAAAUAGAUUGGUGCUAACACCUUAUUGAAAUUGAGAUAAAUUUAAAUUAAAUUUAAUCUAAUCUAAUCUAAACUAAUUAAUUAAUUAAUAAAUCAAGAAAAAAACAACUAAAAAUCGUGCAAUAUUGCGAUAGGGAAUAUUGUCAUUCAAUAGAUCUGGUAUAUUUUUCCCUUAUCGAUAUCUAAUUAGACGUAAUUUAUUUUAUAAAAUUAAUAAAUUUAUAAAUUGACAUUUUAAAGCUCAAAAUUUUAGCCUAAUGUGAUAUAUGUAAUUCAAAAUUUUAAUUCGACAGGGAAAAAUUUACUUGUGUAAUAGGUGAUAGCACAGUAAUUUUAAAAAUAUCAACAAUUGUUUAUUUAUUUUUAAAAUUUCAUUUUUAUUAUUUAAAUAAAUAAUUUGUGAUGAGGAUUUAAAACGAUUGUAUGUUAAAUGAUAACCGAUGGCUGUGCACGUGUGUAAUUUUACUGAAAAAAAAAAAAAAAAGAAAAAAAUAAAUAAAUGUUACCUAGGGCUUAAGAUUUUAAGUUUAAAAACUAUGUGUAGAUACGUUUUUAAAUUUUUUUCACGUAUCGAGUGCCCGUCGAUCUGUUGAGUGACAAUUGCGAUUUUCCCGCGUUAAUUCAAAUCUCUUUGUACAUUAUUUAACUAAAUAAACAAAAAAAAUUAAAAAAACAAAAUUUACUAUUAUUAAUAAUUAAUCUAAUUAAUUAAUAAAUAAUAAUAAUAUAUAUAUAUAUGCAAAGUAUCAAUAUAUAUGUAUAUAGACUUCAAUAUACAUGUAUAUUUGUGUAUAUAUUUCAUUAAAAAAAUAUAUUUAAAUCAAUCAAUUAUUAUAUACAUAUAUAUAUAUACAUUUUGUUAUAUCUUUUUUUUUGGUGUAAUUGAAGUUUAGAAAAAAAAAAAAAAAUCGUAGCCAGCGAUAAGUGUUCGAUUUCGAAUAAUUAGUCUUGAAAUUAACGAGUGAAUUGAUUAGAAAUUUUUUUCUAAAAUAGACACGAUCAGACUGAAGAUGUGAUUGGGACGUGGAAUGUUAUACGAUUUUAUUAAAAAGUAACCAAUAAAAUUGUAUAGAAAUACAAACUUUUUGAAAAGAGAGAAAGAGUGAAAGGCAUUAGUGGUAAUGCAUUUCAAUAAAAUGCUGUUGCAUUAAAUCGGUUAUAAUGAAAAUAAGAUAUAUAUAUUUUGUCAUUAUACUCAUUUAUAUUGAUUGAUUUAUUAUAAUUACUAAUUUAUACUUUUUUUUGCUUUCUUUUAAAUAAAUCCUGUCCUAGUUUCCACAUAUUUCAGAGCUGGUACAAAUAUUUCAAAAUAGUUUCCAUUUUUGAAUAAAUACUUAUAUAUAAUUUGACUAGAAUAUUUAAUUUCAAUUAUUAGUCGCUUUUACUAUAAAUUUUUUAAUUAAAAUUCAUAGUAGGUUAGGUUUGAUUGUUUUGUUCGGGUCCUAUCGGCUUCGCUCGGUUUCCAUCGGGUUCACUCGGUUUCUAUUGGCUUUGUUCGGGUUCAAAAAUUUUCAGUACAAUCUGAAACAAAAUGAAAUAUUUGUAACCUUCUCUAAAAUAAUAUUUAUUUAAUUACUUCCAUUUAUUAUUUACCUCAACUUAAAACUGUUUUCAAAGCAAUAUCUGUCAAUAUUUAAAAAAAAAAAAACUUAAAAUUAUCUUAGUCCCAAACAAAGCAUAAACAAAGUAAUAUAUAUUUAAAGUACAGUUACUUACGGGACAGGUGUCGUUGAAAUUGAAUGACAUUUAUAAUAACAACAAAACUGAAACAAAGAUAAUUAACAAAAGUAUUUUUUUUAAUUGUUGGAACAAAAAAUUUUGUUCAGUUUCAACGUCACCGAACAACUGCGGCACUAUACAUAAAAAAUAAACUAGUUAAUAAAUCUUAUAAAUAAUAAUAUAUACAUUUAUACAAUUAAAAAACGGUAAUAACUCCAUUUAAAGUUUUAACGCAAACUUAUUAAACAAUAAACAAAAAAAAUAUAUUUAAUAACAAAUUGUGGAGGAUUGUUUUUCUGAUCUGCGUUCGAGGCGAUUCGUUGAUGAAAUUGCCAAAUUAUUUUCACAAAUUAAUAAUUUUCAUUGAUAAAUAUAAUUAAUUAAUUAAUUAAAAUAAAUAAAUAAGACAAGGGUACGACAACGAAUCGGCAGCUCGAUAAAUAAAAUUGUUUAAUCUCCCUCGGAUUACGAUAAUAGCUAAAGUUAAUUAACUGCAGAGAUUAACGAUAACAAUAAAUACAGAGUAAUUAUAACACUCAAGGGAAACUAAAGAUUAAGAGGUAAAUCGGUUAGUUUUACUACGAAAAUAAAUAUUAUUAAUAAUAUUAAUAUAAUAGUUAAUUAUUAAAUAAAGUUAUUCUUACAAUUUUAUUGUUAUUAUACUCUAACAUGAAAAAAUAAAAUAAUAAUAAACAAGGUUUUAUGUUAUUAUCAUUAAUUUUAGUGUAGAUAAUAUGAAUGAAUAUAAAUAUAUUUAAAAAAAAAAAAACACAAAACAAUUACAAAGGAUUUAAUUACAUGUGCAUUUAAUGUAUUUCUUACUAAUUUUUGAUUAAACAUAAAUUGUGUGUUAA
Molecule: messenger RNA, 8192 nt
Organism: Microplitis demolitor
Lineage: Eukaryota; Metazoa; Arthropoda; Insecta; Hymenoptera; Braconidae
Product: sex determination protein fruitless
Exons: 5
Coding region: 181-1323 (380 amino acids)
Biological process (GO): regulation of transcription by RNA polymerase II
Cellular component (GO): nucleus
Molecular function (GO): protein binding
Source: RefSeq, a predicted model, not a curated record